AUGACCGGCAGCAAAAAGAAUGAUUUGUAUGAAUUCACGGGUUCCGGAGGAGGCUCGUGGCAGCAACUCUUCCCAAGUGGAUCUGCACCUGCGGAGCGCAGUGGUCCUGUCGGUGUUUGGAGCCCCAGCGACAGAAAGAUGUACAUUUUUGGCGGUUCUGGACACAACAACAUCCGCCAAAACGAGCUGCAUUAUUUUGAUGAGACUUCAUGGACACAGCUUAGCCCCGGCGGUUCUGCACCCACCGCACGCAGCGAUGCUACUGCAGUUUGGAGCCCAGAUGAGAACAAGAUGUACGUGUUUGGCGGCAGGACAACCAGCGUGGGGCUGAAUGACCUGCACUGCUACGAUGCCAACAGCAACUCAUGGCAAGAGCUGUCGCCAAGUGGUUCCGCGCCUACUGGGGUCGUGCUCGCCUCAUCUGUGUGGAGCCCCUGCGAGAGCAAGAUGUACGUGUUCGCUGGAGAGACAAUUGACUUUUCCGCUGUGGUGAACGAGCGGCACAGCUAUGAUGUCCAAAGCAAUGCCUGGCAACCUCCAGUUGCGCGGCAAUCACACAGCGCGGUUUGGAGCGCUGACCAGGGUCUCAUGUACGUAUUUGCGGGGUUCAACUCGAUUGACUCUUCCGUCAUCCUCAACGACGUUUUCAUUUACGACAGCCAGGCUGACUCAUGGCAAGAACUGUCUCCCAGCGACUCACCGCCCGCGCGUGGCCAACAUGUUGCAGUGUGGACUGAUAUCAACAGCAUGUUGAUUCUGCUCGGCAUGGAUAGCGGCGGUGUUCGCAAGAGCGACAUUCACGAGCUGACAAUCACGUCGUUCACGACUACCCAAGCAUGCGCUGCAGCGACGUCCAUCAUGUCCACCACAGCUUCCAGCGACUCUUGGCAAGAGCUCACUCCCACUGGUUCUGCACCCAUCGCCCUCACAGGCGCGAGUGCAGUGUGGAUCCCUGGCGAGAACAAGAUGUAUCUUUUUGGUGGAAGAUGGAAAUCCGGAAUGACCGGCAGCAAAAAGAAUGAUUUGUAUGAAUUCACGG
Symbiodinium sp. CCMP2456 is the source of this 1039-nucleotide messenger RNA. Lineage: Eukaryota; Dinophyceae; Suessiales; Symbiodiniaceae. The record is from the annotation of a GenBank genome assembly.